Molecule: messenger RNA, 5364 nt
Organism: Carassius gibelio (silver crucian carp)
Lineage: Eukaryota; Metazoa; Chordata; Actinopteri; Cypriniformes; Cyprinidae
Gene: abcg2c
Product: ATP-binding cassette, sub-family G (WHITE), member 2c
Exons: 16
Coding region: 222-2141 (639 amino acids)
Cellular component (GO): plasma membrane
Molecular function (GO): ATP hydrolysis activity; ATP binding; ABC-type transporter activity
Source: RefSeq, a predicted model, not a curated record
AAUCUUCAGAUGCUGAGCACCUGUCCAAUCACCUGUGUGUGUAUCCUGCAGCAGCUCUGUGUUGUGAGGAGGAGCUGCUCGGUUUUUCAGCAGUUUGUUUCGUCUUUGUGAUGCUCAUAGACGUUUGAGUUAAAGCCCACCCCUCACACAAACUAAACAAAGGAGUCAAGACCACCGAAGGUAGACCAAUAUAUCCCACCGGAGCACAUCUCCUCAAAAACAUGACAGAAGAAGGCAUCAUGCUGGAUGAGGUCAUUCUGAACACACAGCCGUCCACAGACACAGAGGAGACCGUGCCAUGUUUCCAGACUCUGGGCCCCACCGUCACCUUCCAUAAUCUCCGCUACAGCAUCAAGGAACGAUUAGGAAUGUUUAGUAGGCAGUGGGUUGAAAAGGACAUCCUCAAAGAUGUCAGUGGCAUCAUGAACCCAGGAAUGAAUGCGAUUAUGGGCCCUACUGGAAGUGGGAAGACAUCGCUUCUGGAUGUCAUUGCAGGACGGAAAGAUCCUAAGGGCUUAAAGUCAGGCCAGGUGCUAGUUGACAACACCAUUGUGACCUCUGACCUCAGACUCUCCUCUGCUUAUGUAGUUCAGAAUGACAUUCUGAUGGGAACUCUGACUGUAAGAGAGAACUUGGCCUUCUCUGCCAAUCUUCGAUUGUCACGCAAAGAGUAUUCCUCAGCUGACAAACAGAUGAGGGUCGACUCCGUCAUCCAGGAGCUUGGCCUGAAAGAUUGCGCAGAUACUAAGAUUGGGACGAUGUUUUUGCGUGGUGUUUCUGGUGGAGAGAAGAAGAGGUGCAGCAUUGGGAUGGAGCUCAUCACGUCCCCCUCGCUCCUGUUCCUGGAUGAGCCCACCACAGGCCUGGACGCCAACACUGCCAACUCCAUCAUGGAACUGCUGCAGAAGCUCUCCAAAAAGGGUAAGACGGUCAUCUUCUCCAUUCACCAGCCACGCUACUCCAUCUUCAGCCAGUUUGACCACCUCACACUCCUACAUAAAGGAGAAAUCACCUACGCAGGGGCCGCCAACAAAGCCAUUACCUACUUUGAGGACUUGGGUUACAAGUGCGAGCCAUUCAACAACCCGGCAGACUUCUUCCUGGACGUCACAAAUGGAACCAUCCUUCCUCAAAUACACAACAAUAAAUCAGAGAAAUGUAUCAACAGCGACGAGGUGGUGGAGAAUGAUAACCCUCUGGCGGUAAUUUACAGAAGGUCCCCUAAUUUCUUCAGUGUAAAAGACAGACUCACUCAUAUUUCAGAGGCACUUGACCCUGAGGUUACUAAAGGUGACCGGGUUGGGUACGCCACACCUUUCUAUUACCAGCUCAUGUUGGUGAGCGGCCGCACCGUCAGAAACAUCUUGAGGAAUCCUCAGACGUCUUACGCCCAGCUGUUCCUCAACAUUUUCUUUGGUAUUUUAGUGGGUCUUAUCUACUACCAGAUCCCACACACUUUACCAGAGGCUCUUCAGAACAGAACGGGAGCUUUCUUUUUCCUAGUCAUUAACAUGGUGUUUGGCAAUCUGUCUGCGGUGGAGCUCUUCAUCAGCGAGAGAGUGCUCUUCAUCCACGAGAACUCCAGUGGUUUCUACCGCACCUCUGUCUACUUCCUGUCCAAAGUGUUUGCUGACCUCAUACCGAACCGCAUCCUCCCCGUCUUCAUCUUUUCUGCCAUCCCAUACUUCAUGAUGGGCCUGAAGCCUGACGUGGAGACGUUCUUCCUGUACUGUGUGACCCUGAGUAUGAUCAGUCUGUCAGCGGUGAGCUUGGCCUUCCUGGUCAGUGCCAGCGUGGGCUCCUUCGCCAUGGCCAACAUCCUCAUCGCACUGCCUUACGUCGUAAUGAUGGUGUUCGGGGGUUUCCUAGUGAACCUGAAUUCGAUGCUGAGCUGGAUGUCCUGGCUGAAGUGGGCCAGUAUAUUCAGAUAUGGCUACAAUGCACUUGCCAUCAUCGAGCUAAAAGAUCAAGUCUUUACCAGUAACUACACCAGCAUGACAGGUGACAUGUAUCUGGAUCAUCAAGAGAUCGAUUACAGCACUUGGGGCUUCUGGCAGAACCAGGUAGCACUGACAGGCAUUAUGUGCGUGUGUCUGAUUCUUUCGUAUGUGCAGCUGCGUCGGAUCAAUCGCUGGAAGUGAAGGGAUGACACUGGUUGUGUCACUCGUUUGUUGUUUUAACUUUGAACCCUGUGCAUCAUUAAGUAACCCAAGCACAGAGAAAUGUGUCAGUCAGAGAAUCCACAAAAAAAAAAAAAAAAGCCAAAUUGUGUUUAGUGUUGUUUAUUGCCAAAGAACAACUACAGUACACUUGACUGAUGUGAUUGCAGGAGCAACAACUCUCGAAGAAUGAUGAAGAGUUAACAGGAAUCACGAUGAAAUGGCACUAGCAACAGAUCUUUUCUCACACAUUGUGACAUACUGGGCAAAAAAGGGUUUUAUAUGUCGAUUGUGAUGGAGGUUGCAUUCCAGCAGAUCAGCCUUUUGAUUUGCGAAACAUGACAAAUUCAGGCAACCAACUGAAAUCUCCAUAGGUGGAUGUUUCACUCUCACAAAACUCCUGGGCUCGUGUUCACAAAACAUUUUAUCUUACCACUAAGAGUUCUCCUAAAUAGCCGUGAAGUUUUUAGCUUAGUUUUCUCUUAAAACCUAUUCACAAAGCUGUGAUGAACUUUCAGUAAGGAAUACAGAAUAGGCUUAAAAAUAAAGUUGUCACGUUAAAAUAAAGAUUUUAAAAUGUAGAAUAAGUGUCAUUAAACAAAUAUAUGUUGCGUGUAUUGACAGCUGCUUGCAUGUAUGCUUUUUAAUUAGCGGGUAUGCAUAUAAACACCCUUCAUAAUCAUGGCUGAGAAUACAUGCAAACGUAAAAAAAAAAAAUUCUGGAAACAGACAUUUUAGGGAGAGUGUAGCCUUAAGACUCCUCUUCACCUUUGUGAAAUACUCAGAGCAAAAAUGUAAGAGUCCUAAAUGUAGGAUUGGCACACCUAUUAUUUUUAUGAUUUUGUCAUGAGCAACUUUUAGCCUUAAGAUUUUUUGUAAAUAACGGCCUGAUCUGAAGGAUUCCUAUCGAAAACUACUGAAUUAUAAAUCUCACAGAACAGUAAAUGUGACUGCACCUUAAGAAAGAGGCAGAUUAAGCAAACUAAAUGGUCCGGUUCACGUCAUCAAAAGACAUUGGCGUAAUUUACAGUUUCAGACAAUUUACAAACAAUAAUACAACAAAUCAAAUGGUAUUUUAACUUCCAGAGCUGGUCUGAAAAACUUCUGAAACCAUGGAGAAUGGGGUUGAAAUUGGUUUUAUUUUCACUUUAAAAAAAACAAACCAUAUGAAGCACAAGGAUAAAACACAUGUAUGUAGCGGUGACCGAUCAAUCGGUGAUGGGCAGCAGUUAAUGGGAUCAGAUGAAGAAUGCCACAAUCACUUCCCCUUCAGAUCAUUAAUAAACAGUGACAGUUAGAGAUAAUCGACUUCCAUUAAAAACAAAGAUUUCGAUGACUGGCCUUGCAGGUGCAGUUAAAGAGGGAGGCAGGGAUACCAGAGCAUCCAAAAGCAUUUCAUCUUCAUUCUCAGGGGUCUCAGACCACCUCUUCUGAUAAAGACACAUAUCUCCAUAUAAACUCACGCUGUGUGCAUAUUUAAAGAAAUCAACAUUGUACAACUAAAAGAAUAUUAUUCUAAAAGAUAAGUCCCCAAAAUAGCGCAAAAAAAAAAAACUUUCAGUGCAAGUAUUUCCCAUACAUCUACACCUGCAGUUCAUAACUCCCUCCGAACCCCUGCCCCCUCAAACUAUAGUAAAAGCUUACUUCCCCUGAAACAAGGCUGUUAAAUUAGCAGUGACCAAUUUCAAAUGUCACUUUUUAAAGAAAACCCAAAUAUUGAUUUUAAAACCGAAAAGCAGCUCUACAGCAGUUCUCCUUUAGUUUCCUAAGAUUGUUGAGGACCGCUCUGCUCAUCCUUUAGCUCCAGACGUGACGCCUGCAGUGAUCCAAGGCCUACGUCACAAACACAGAAGCUACUUCAAGUCACAGCCAGUUUUGAUGUGCAGUACAACAUUAUAAACCCAAAGAGUUAUCUUCUGUAACUCUAGACAGACGACACUUACAUUACAGCGAGAAGCGGUCUCCACGUUCUUACACCAGUAUGCUGGUCCCCAGCUGCACUGCUCCAAUCCCAGCAGCCUCUGCACUGCCUCAGGACACGCUCCCAGCUUCUGUACACACAAAUAAAUCCCCAACAAACUUGGUCAGGGAUCAUCAUUUGAUCACAUGAUUUGAGCUGGAGAGUGUAGGGUAAAUCUUACCAUGCAGACAAAGUCAGGAUCCAGCGUCUGGAGCAGCAGCUGCACCAGAAGAGGCUCGUACUGCUCAAUGAGCUGGUUACACUGCAGGCAGGAGAACACACACACACCACAUCAUUUCCUACAGCACUCAAAGAGUUAUCUAACACUGAUUGAUGAAGGGCUGCACGAUGUGGGAGGAAAAAGUUAAUAUUUUCUGCAAUGUAAGUGUAUAAAUAGGGCUGUACAAUUUUUGUAAACAUUUAAAGGGAUAGUUCACUCAAAUGAAAGUUGUCAUUAAAUUACCCUCAUGUUGUUCCAAAUUUGUAAGACCUUCGUUCAUCUUUGGAACACAAAUUAAGACUUUUGAUGAAACCUUACAAGCUUUCUGACCCUCCAUAGACAGCCGAAAUAAUUCAACAGAAAUUAUGAAGCUAUGAGAACACUUUGUUCAAAUUGACUUUGUUCUACAAUUCUCUGGGUCACCAUAGACGCUUUUAAUGAGUCCCACGACACACGCGUGUGCAUUCCUCUGCUCGUAAACAAGGAGCAGUGCAUUCUACGUCAGCAGCACACACACACAGACCCAGAAGAGAAGAAUGGUUGAAUAAAGUCAUGAUUUUGGUUUUCUUUGCACAAGUAUUCUCGUGCCUUCAUAAAAUUAGAGUUGAACCACUGAUAUCACAUGGACCAUUUUGACGACAUCCUUACUACCUUUCUGGGCCUUGAACGUGUCAGUUACAUUGCUGUCUGGGAGGAUCAGAGCUCUCAGAUUUUUAUCAAAAAUCUUCAUGUGUGCUCUGAAGAUGCAGGACUAACAGGUUUGGAUCGAGGGGAGGGAGGGUAAUUAAAUGACAAUUUUCGUUUUUGGGUGAAUUAUCCCUUUAACCAAACAGUUUGCCUCAUUACAAGUUUGGUUGACCUGUUUUGUUCCUAAAUGUGAAUUAAAAAUGACCCAAAUUUGUUAGCAAAUAAAUCUCACACUGCAUGUUGCUGGACAACAGCACAGUGGAAUGUUUGCUGACAAUUUAAAUGAAAUGAACACUUGUAUUUGUUCUGUUGUUGGAUGUAUUAAAAACAUGAAGUAA